This is a messenger RNA of Paramecium sonneborni, 1755 nucleotides long. Lineage: Eukaryota; Ciliophora; Oligohymenophorea; Peniculida; Parameciidae. The record is from the annotation of a GenBank genome assembly.
AUGUAAAUUUAGGUUGAAGAAUAAGAAUUGUGUAAAUUAACACAUCAUAAUAGGACUUUUAUUUGCACAAAUAGUGAAUGUAUUUAAGCUAAAAAAUUAUAAUUGCAAUGCUUCAAAUGUCUAACUUUGUAACAUACUAAUCAGAAAGGUAUUCAAAAAUUCAAAAAUACAAAAAGUGUUCGUCAUUUGGAUGAUUUUACAGAAAUAAAAGAUAUAUUAAAUAAUUUAGAAUUAAAAUAUCAAGGAAGAUUUAAUUUUUUACAAGAAGCAUAAUAAAGAUGCUUUGAUUUUCAGAAAGAGUAAAUAUAAAAAAUUGAAAAAUUUCCAUUUCAUGAUUAUAAUUUAAUAAAAUUAGCAAAAGCUGAUGUUGAUAAUCAUAUUCAGAUAUUCAUAAAUGAAUUAGGUUUUUAUUAAAGAAUGUUAAAUGAAGUAAAAACGUACAAUAAUUAAACGUCGAAAUCAAUUUUAGAACUUUAUACAAGAAAUGAUGAUAAAUUUAAUAAUGAUAUCAUUAACAAGCAAAAAUAAGUUUUUGAUAAAAUAAGAACUAAUUUAGCAAAAAGAGGUCUUGAUUUUUAAAAAAUGUUUGCAAAGUAUGAAAUAUAAUAUUCUUAGUUAAGAAGAAAAGAUUCAUUAAGCUGAUGAGAGAUUAAAGAAAUUAGAAAAUCCAUAUGCAUCAAGCAAGAUAUUCAAAUAUAGUGCUAUUAUUACAAUGUUAAUUUUAAUUAGUAAUCAAUUUUCUAUUUUAACAUCAAAGAAUUAAACAUAAAUUCAGAUGAAAGAAACAAUUCUAAUUGAAUCUGAUAUGAAUUAGAUGAAAGAAUAAUUGGCAGAUUUUCAACAAGAGAACAUAAUAAAAAUCGAAGAAAUUAAAAACACAAUGGAUAGUAAAUUAAUUAGUGAAAUUGAAUAUCUAAAAUUAUACAAUUAAUAAUUAAAAGUAGAGAUGAUAGAAUUAUAGAAACAAUUUAAAGAUAUGACACUCUUAUAAAAUUAGACUAUAACAAUUCUCUCUUAGGAAUUAUAUAAUCUAAAAGAAUAUGUAUCAAUUUCAUUAAAUUAAAUUUCCAAUUUUAAUAGUGUAUAAACAAUUAAUCAAAAUAGCUAAUAAAAAGUAAUUAUUUCAAGUUAGGAUGAUAAUACAAUAAUAUUGAAAUUAGAUAAAGUUGAUGAAAAUAUUAAUGAAGUAAAUUCUAGAUUGAAUAAUACUAUAGAAGAAAUGAAAGAAUAUGUAGAUUAUAGAAUUUUAUUGAAUAAACAAUAUUUCAAUGCUCAACGAUAUCUAUUAGGAAGUAUUGAAUUAGAUUAUCCUAUUGUACUAUUAUAAGGCUUUAAAGUAUAUUUAGAUUAAUUUUUAAAUUAAUCUCUUACUCAGCAAUAAAUGGAAAAUUUGGGUAACUCAUUCAGUUCAACUGGAAUUGCUUGCUUUGGAGGAAUAUCUGUUAAAAAACCUACUCAUUUUGCUUUAAUGGCAUGUGAUUAUGCAUUUGAAAUGUUCACCAUUACAGAAAGUAGAGAGAAAGCAAGAAAGAGUAAAUCAAGUGAUAAUCUAUUUUGGUAUUAUGUACCUAGAAUUUCAAUUGGAUUUGCUCCAUAAGAAAAGGUUCAUCUUUAUUUAGCAGAUAAUUAUGAUCCCCAAGAUCCGAAAAGAUUUAGUAUAUGGUUGGAUCAUCCUUAAGGAGGUAAAAGAAUAGGUAAUCAAACUCUAAUCAACACAACUGAAUAUAAAAUGGCAUUAUAUGUAAUUUAAUGAAG